Messenger RNA from Entamoeba dispar SAW760, 1254 nucleotides. RefSeq lists its product as uncharacterized. The record is from RefSeq and is a predicted model, not a curated record. Gene Ontology annotation, molecular function: hydrolase activity. The transcript has a single exon. Lineage: Eukaryota; Evosea; Mastigamoebida; Endamoebidae. Bases 1 to 1254 code for a protein of 417 amino acids.
AUGCCAGAAUCCAAAGUGUCUCCAACUUUUUUUGUUAUUGCUCUCAUUAUGUGUUUUUUUAUGACUUUUUUGUUCUCAAUUACAGUAUCAAGAUUAGUUCUGUUAAUACCUUUUGUUUCAUAUGACAAUGACUUGACAAAUGUUGGACGUGAUUUUGCAAUUACUUUAAUUAUCAGCCUUGUGAUUCCACAUCUUUUUGUUUUUUCAACAUUUAUUAUUUUUGGGUGUGACUUCAUUUUUACGAGUAAAUGGUUUAGAGUAAUUAAUUUAUAUUCAUCAACUAUUGACCUCUGUAUUUUUAAUUUGAUACCAUUCUCUCUUAUCUAUGAUGUGAUAAAUAUAGUAUUAAUUUCAACAAAAUUAUUUGGUAGUUCAUUGUUUAGAAAUGAUUUAUAUCAUCGAGGUAAGUUUAUGUCAUUUGUAACUGGUAAUUAUAUGCCAAAUAAUUACCGAAUCGUUAUAUUUUGUUUAAUUAUUCUUUGUUCUAUUCUUUUUGACAUUUAUUCGUUAUGGCAAGGACAUCGUUUUCCAUUUAAACACAUCACACUCACCUCUCCUAAAGUUUCAAAAGAGGUACAGUUUGUUCAUAUCAGUGAUGUUCAUAUUGGUAGUAGAUUCCUUUCACACUCACAACGUAUAGUCAAAAAAAUACUUCCUAUUCACCCAGAUUUUGUUGUUAUUACUGGUGAUUUAACUGAUUCUCCAAAUGUUCAAACAGAAGAAUUAAUGCCAUUUAAAGCUUUAACAAAUGAAUGUCCAGUUUACAUGUCAACAGGAAAUCAUGACUAUAUGACAGGGAUAGAACAUUUAUCAUUUAUGUUAAAUGCAUGUGGAAUUACUCUUUUACAAAAUAGAAUGAGUAGAGAAGAAAAAUACAAUUGUGCCAUAAUUGGAACUGAUGAUAGUAACACAGAAGAAGAAUUCGUUGAAGAAAUGAAUAUGGUAUCUCAAUUACCAUCUUCUGAGACUUACAAUAUCAUUUUACAACACCGUCCAUUUGGAUAUAAACAGACUUGUGAAAAAGGGAUAUUUGAUCUUAUGCUUUGCGGGCAUACUCAUGUUGGUCAAUUUGCACCAUUUAGUGUUUUUGUUUAUUUAUUCUUUAAAAAAGCCUAUGGGUUAUACACUAUUAAAUCUAAUAAAAAUAGAAUGUAUUUAUACACUCAUCCAGGAACAGGUGCAUGGUCAGCUCAUAUGAGAAGUGCUGGAACAAAUGAUAUUACGAUUUUUCAUAUUAAACCAUUAGAAAAUUGA